This is a messenger RNA of Mesoplodon densirostris (Blainville's beaked whale), 1962 nucleotides long. It is a transcript of the gene ADA2, whose product is annotated as adenosine deaminase 2. Lineage: Eukaryota; Metazoa; Chordata; Mammalia; Artiodactyla; Ziphiidae. The record is from RefSeq and is a predicted model, not a curated record. Gene Ontology annotation, molecular function: adenosine deaminase activity. Gene Ontology annotation, biological process: inosine biosynthetic process; adenosine catabolic process.
AUGGUUCUUCUGGACUUUCUUUCAUUUCCUGUGCUAGUUCCUUCUCUGUGAUAUUUUUUAAGUUCCUUUGUCACGUUGGAGCCUUUCUUCAUAAGCCUCGUGACCCUCUGCUCUCCGGUUGUAUUUAGAAGUGAAACACUAAAACUCCGAUGUCAGUGUCUUCCUGUGCAUGUGAGCAGGGCUCGCGGAGGAAGCCCUGGUCUGGGAGGCCUCAUGAUGAACUUUUCGGUGGGGAAACCUCCCUUGUCUGUACCCAGAGGUCUCUUCUCUGGGAUUUCAGGGAAGGAGAAGUGUCGUGUACAAGCUGCCUCCUGGUCAUCGGAGUAUAGGAUGGGAGGAGGGCAGUCCAGCUUCAACACUAAACUCUUCAGCUUGCCCCUUCCCAAGUGUCCAGCAGAGCGAUUUCCUCUUCCAGGCAUCCCAAUGUCCGUGUCAGGGCGGCCAGCCCUGUCCACCCUGCUGCUGGCCGUGGCCAUGUCUUAUUUCUGCUCGGCCACAUCCGGAGACGAAGCACGAAACCGGCUGUUGAUGAGAGAGAAGAUGAUGCGGAUCGGGGGGCAGCUGGUGCUGAAGCAGGAGGAGGAGCUGGCCAACCAGAGGCUCGGGGCCCUCAAGGAGGCUGAGAUUCUGGAGGCCCUGAGGGCGGGGAGCAUCCCACCCAGCAUGCACUUCUUCCAAGCCAAGAGCCUCAUUGAGAAAAGUGCAGUGUUCAACAUCCUGAAGAAGAUGCCAAAAGGGGCUGCCUUACACAUCCACGACUUCAGCAUCGUCAGCAUGGACUGGCUGGUGAGAAACGUCACCUACAGGCCCCACUGCUAUUUCUGCCUCACCCCGAGGGGGACCCCGCAGUUCAGAUUUGCUCACCCGACUCCCCCCACCCUGAACACAACAGAAUGUCCCGCGUGGGUUUUGCUGGAGAAGUUUCGAAAGGGGCUGCCGAACGUCACCGAGUUUGACCACAGCCUGCUGAGGAAUUUCACUCUGAUGACUGAGAACCCCCAGGCGACUUAUGCAAACCAAGACAUGGUCUGGGCCAAGUUCGAGACCAUCUUCUUCGCGAUCGCGGGCCUCGUGAACUACGCCCCGGUAUUCCGAGACUACAUCUCCCAGGGCCUGGAGGAGUUCUACCAGGACAACGUGCUCUACCUGGAGCUCAGAACCAUGCUGUACCCGGUGUAUGAACUGAACGGGACGGUCUACAGCCCAGAGUGGUCGGUGAGGUUGUACGAAGAAGUGGCUCAUAAUUUUGCAAAAGAGCAUCCUGGGUUUAUUGGAAUCAAACUCAUUUAUUCGGAUCACAGGUCCAAAGAUGCGUCCACCAUCACGAAAUCCAUCCAGACAGCCAUGGAACUUCGAGCCAAGUUCCCCGGGAUGGUGGCGGGGUUUGACCUGGUGGGGCGAGAGGACACGGGCCACUCCCUGUAUGACUACAAGGAGGUUUUGAUGAUUCCAGCCUCGCUGGGCAUUAAGCUGCCUUACUUCUUCCACGCCGGAGAGACAGACUGGCAGGGUACUUCCGCAGACAGAAACGUUCUGGAUGCCCUGAUACUGAACUCGACCAGGAUUGGCCACGGGUUUGCUUUGAGCAAACACCCGGCCGUCUGGGCUGAGGCUUGGAAGAAGGACAUCCCCGUCGAGGUCUGUCCCAUCUCCAACCAGGUUCUGAAGCUGGUGUCUGACCUAAGAAACCACCCUGCAGCUGUGCUGAUGGCCACCGGGUACCCCAUGGUCAUCAGCUCUGAUGACCCCGCUACUUUUGGAGCCAAAGGCUUGUCCUAUGAUUUCUACGAGGUCUUCAUGGGCAUCGGGGGGAUGACGGCUGACCUGAGGACACUCAAACAGCUGGCCAUGAACUCCAUCAGGUACAGCACCCUGUCGGAGCCGGAGAAGCAGUUGGCCAUGGCGACCUGGGAGGAGAGGUGGCAGAAGUUUGUGGCCCAGCUGGCAAGGGGCCCCAAGUGA